GGUCUACUCUCCACCCUUGUAACUUUGACCUUCUUUUCUGUCUCGGUAGAUGAUAUUUGGAUACCUUUUUUUUUUUUUGUUAGGGGGAGGGGAGCCUUUUUGUUUCCUUCGUCAUCUUUCCGCCUUCUGUUGCUGAUUCUGGGCAACUUUUUCUUGGCCAAACUUGGAACCGGGGAAACACGAGUCUCGGAUCAACCAGUCUCGACGACACAGGCAGGCAGGCAUGACGUCGCCGCCGGGACAGACGACGACGGUGCUACGCGCCGGCGACGUCGCCGAGCACGACAGCAGCUCCGCGUCCGCCACAGCGUCCUCCGCGGCGACGGCGGCGGAGCGCGGAGAGACGACCACGACCUCGGAGACGGACCUGGAGACGGAGGUGGAUGCCGAGAACGGCGGGGCAGUCACAGCCGGUGCCGCGCCCGGGUCGGCGCGCCUCGGCUUGGAGCCGGGCCUGACCGAGAAGGAGGUGGAGGCGGAGGCGUUGUUCGGUGCGGGCGGCGGCCAGCUGCCCGGCGAAGGAGUCCCGAUGCCGGGGCCGGGCCAGCUGUCGUCGGCUGGCAAGGAGGCGCCGGGAGAGCAGCAGCCGGCGUCGUCCUCCCCGCCGGCCCAGCAGCAACAGGGCACGCGCACGCAGCUGCAGACAACGCUGAUCAUCGUGUCGCUCGCGGCGGCGCUGUUCCUUUCGGCGCUGGACGUGACGAUCGUGACGGUGGCGAUCCCCACCAUCACGCAGCAGUUCGGCAGCACGGCGGGUUACACGUGGAUCGGCAGCGCGUACAUGCUCGCGACGGCGGCGUCGGCGCCGCUGUGGGGCAAGUUCUCGGAUAUUUGGGGCCGGAAGCCCGUGCUGCUGGUCGCUGUUGGGGUGUUCUGGGUGGGAUCGCUGCUCAGUGCUGUUAGUGUUGGGAUGACGAUGCUGAUUGCGGGGAGGGCGGUGCAGGGGGUGGGCGGAGGGGGGAUUGUUAUUUUGGUGUAUGUUUGUAUCAGUGAUCUGUUUAGCAUGCGGGACAGAGGUGUCUACUUCGGGAUCAUGGGCAUGGUCUGGGCCGUGGCUGGAGGCAUCGGCCCGAUCCUGGGAGGCGUGUUCACCGACAAGGUCUCCUGGAGGUGGUGCUUCUACGUCAACCUGCCCAUCUCGGGGGUGGGCAUGUUGAUCCUCGCCUUCGUGCUCAAGCUGCACAACCCGCGGACGCCCAUGCGCGAGGGCCUCGCGGCGGUGGAUUGGCUGGGCAUGAGCACCAUCGUCUGGGGCACGCUGAUGGUCCUCCUCGGGCUCGAGUUCGGCGGCGUGACCUUCCCGUGGAACUCGGCGACCGUCGUCUGUCUGAUCGUGUUCGGCCUCGUGGUGACGGGCAUCUUCGUCGUCAUCGAGUGGAAGGUGGCGGAGUACCCCGUCAUCCCGCUCCGGCUCUUCAAGGUCCCGUCCAACAUCGCGUCGCUCGCCGUCUCUGCCUGCCACGGCUUCGUCUUCAUCUCGGGCGGCUACUACCUGCCGCUGUACUUCCAGGCGGUGCUCGGGCUCUCGCCGCUCAUGUCGGGCGUCUACGUGCUCCCCUACACGCUGUCGCUGUCCAUCGUGUCGGCGGCGACGGGGGUCAUCAUCCGGCGGACAGGCAACUACCUGACGUCCAUCAUCUUCGGCAUGGCCAUGAUGACGCUCGGCUUCGGCCUCUUCAUCGACCUCGGCCCGCGCACCAACUGGGCCAAGCUGAUCCCCUUCCAGCUGAUCGCCGGCAUCGGCGUGGGGCCCAACUUCCAGUCGCCGCUCAUCAGCCUGCAGACCAUGGUCGAGCCGCGCGACAUGGCCUCGGCCACGGCGACUUUCAGCUUCAUCCGCCAGCUGUCGACGUCCAUCUCGGUCGUCGUCGGCGGCGUCGUCUUCCAGAACCGCAUGCAGGCCCAGCAGGCCGAGCUGCUGGCCCUCCUGGGCCCAGACAUCGCGCGCCUGCUGACGGGCGCCAACGCCGCCGCCAGCGUCGGCCUCGUCGCCAAGCUGCCGGGCCGCGAGGGCGAGAUCGCCCGCGGCGCGUACUGGAACAGCAUGAGGACCAUGCUCAUCAUGUACGCCGCCGUCGCGGGCCUGGGGCUCUUCAUCAGCUUCUUCGUCGGGUCGAGGAAGCUGAGCAAGGAGCACGAGGAGCACAAGACAGGGCUGAGGAGUAUGAAGCCCGCGGAUGGGACCGCCGGUAGGGCGGCGGCCGCCGGGGUGGACAGGGAUGGCGGUCCAGACGAGGAGAAGGCACUUGGGGAUGGUGAGGGGGGCGCGAGAAGCACCGGGAAGGACGGCGGAGGUUGAAACCUGCCUGGCGUGCGCGGAGCGGAGGUUUAGCAUGGGCAUGCGUCGUGUUUGGAUUGCAGGCCUCUUUUUCCUUUCCUCUGUGUUUGAACCAGCGUCUCCUCAUUCUCUGAUACCUAAUGUACGAGUUGUGUAUAGCAUUGUUGGAUAGAUAAUAUGUAGCACACUUUGCAUUGCAAGAGACCAUAAAUUCCUAACUUCCUAAC
This is a messenger RNA of Phialemonium atrogriseum, 2505 nucleotides long. RefSeq names its product major facilitator superfamily domain-containing protein. Gene Ontology annotation, biological process: transmembrane transport. Gene Ontology annotation, molecular function: transmembrane transporter activity. Lineage: Eukaryota; Fungi; Ascomycota; Sordariomycetes; Cephalothecales; Cephalothecaceae. The coding region runs from base 224 to 2299 and encodes 691 amino acids. Gene Ontology annotation, cellular component: plasma membrane. The record is from RefSeq and is a predicted model, not a curated record. The transcript is spliced from 2 exons.